Cryptomeria japonica (Japanese cedar) is the source of this 936-nucleotide messenger RNA. RefSeq names its product transcription factor CAULIFLOWER. Lineage: Eukaryota; Viridiplantae; Streptophyta; Pinopsida; Cupressales; Cupressaceae. Gene Ontology annotation, biological process: regulation of DNA-templated transcription. Bases 331 to 720 code for a protein of 129 amino acids. The transcript has 9 exons. The record is from RefSeq and is a predicted model, not a curated record. Gene Ontology annotation, cellular component: nucleus. Gene Ontology annotation, molecular function: DNA-binding transcription factor activity.
GGAUCUUUGAAGGGAAGCUGAUCAGCCACCGCCUCAUCUCCCCAACGCCUGUUCAACUGCAUGGUGAACACUAGUCCUGCUCGCUUGCUCCCGAAAACUCACUCGCUCGCUCGCUCCAACUACCACGGGCUCUUUUCCCCGCAUGGAGGACAUUGAAAAGCCCUAGACAUGUCAAAUCUGUUUGGGCAUGAAAGCAGGCGCUUUAUAUGGUCAUAAACCAUUACUCUCUUAAUCUGUGGGCUGGUUAAAAAUCGCUGCUUCUGCGCAAAACGCCCGGUGUCCAAGAGCGGGAUAAGCAUUUACAUACCACUCGUAUUUUCAUUUUACAGGAUGCAAUCAAAUGGAAGACAUUCAAAGGCUGAGAGCAUCAUCGAUGAUGAUAAGUGUAAAGAGAGAGAAAAAUCCAUGGGAAAUAUUGAAGAUUCAGAGGUUCAUAUAAGUGAUUUGAAAUGUGAAGAUCUUGAAGGGUUAAGUGUCAAACAAUUAAAAGUAUUAGAAGAAAAACUUGAAAAAGGGCUGCGACAUGUUAGAGCAAAGAAGAAUCAAGAAAUGAUCGAACAAAUGAACGAGUCAAGAGAAAAGGGAAACAAGCUAAUGGAAGAGAAUGCCAAUCUAUAUCACAAGCUGAAAGAACUCCAAACAAGGAGCCAAGGGCCUAAGUUGCAAGAAAAUAUUGAUGAUUCUGAAGAUUUGAAUACUUCUUUGCAUUUAAAGUUAUGACAAUCUAUGUUUACAUCCCUAUUGAAUGCACUAAUUUUAUUUUAUUUUGUUCUUGUAAUUAUAUAGAAAAUUAUAAUAUAUGAAAUUGGAUUUAUAAAGUUUUUUAGUACUUUUAAAUAGUAGGAAAAUUAAAUAAAACAAGUAAAUUUUUAUAUAUCUUAUUAGUUUGUAUUGAAGUAUUUAAGCAAUAUAAUUUUAAAUAUAACAUUUAAGCGA